Molecule: messenger RNA, 1041 nt
Organism: Colletotrichum spaethianum
Lineage: Eukaryota; Fungi; Ascomycota; Sordariomycetes; Glomerellales; Glomerellaceae
Product: putative aminoacrylate hydrolase RutD
Exons: 1
Coding region: 1-1041 (346 amino acids)
Source: RefSeq, a predicted model, not a curated record
AUGUCUACCAAAUCGACGAGCUUGUCGGCAGAAGAACUCCAACAACACCCUGCUUUCAGCACGACCCGAUGGAACUUGAAACCAACGUCCUCGGGCUACGUCAACGUUGCCGAGUCUCGUCCUGGUGGGCCGUUUCCCAUGUGGUACGAAGUUCACGGCAAUGGCCCCAAAAAGAUUGUCUGGAUCAUGGGCCUCGGCGCUAGUCGAAACCUCUGGAAACACCAAAACCGCUAUUUUGGACACCAGCAUGCUCAACAGUACAGUUCUCUAGUCUUCGACAACCGCGGCGUCAGCAAGUCGGCCAAGCCUAACUGUAGAUACACUACUUCGGAAAUGGCCAAAGAUCUGGUUGAGCUGCUUAGACAGAUCGGCUGGCUCGACACCGACUCUCAAUACUAUCCCCGGGAUCUGAAUAUCGCGGGCAUUAGCUUGGGCGGCAUGAUAGCGCAAGAGUUUGCUCUUCUCAUACCUCAGCGAAUCCAGUCGUUGAUCCUCAUAUCUACUGCGCCUCGCCUAAUCCGGACUGGCCAUACGCUGGAGCAUCUGAAACAGCGAGUUUCGAUGUUUUUCCCCUCUGGGGUGGACAUUGAGCUCAACAACAAAGCACGCAGAAUCUUCACGGAAAAGUUCCUUGACUCACCCGACACCGGGUCUCUGGACCCUCAAAACACGUUCCCCACCAACCUCGAUCGAUUUGUAGCUGAGGAACUAGUCGAGCGUAUGGAGGAUACCGACUUUUCGCGCCGAAAAGGUGUCAUUUUGCAAGCUAUUGCCGCUGGAUGGCACUACAAGAGCGACGUAGACCUUGAAAAAAUGAGAGACGGCGUCGGCAGAACACGGAUUAUGGUGAUGCAUGGGACUUUCGACGAAACUAUUACAUUUCCGCACUUCGAGAUGACGAAGUCUGUUUUGGGCGACGGGCCAAUGUAUAUUGCUUGGAAGGAUUGCGGUCACAUUCCUUCAUGGGAAAGGGAAACUGAGUUUAACGAAGCAGUGAGAGACUUUAUUGAUAAGGGAGCCGCUCUUCUAGAUAACUCAUAG